Messenger RNA from Merops nubicus (carmine bee-eater), 1397 nucleotides. RefSeq names its product INO80 complex subunit D-like. The record is from RefSeq and is a predicted model, not a curated record. The transcript is spliced from 5 exons. NCBI's taxonomy places the organism in Eukaryota, Metazoa, Chordata, Aves, Coraciiformes, Meropidae. The annotation marks the transcript as partial. Gene Ontology annotation, cellular component: nucleus.
ACAAUCUGCUUCAUCUUGAUUCGUCAUCAUUCCAGGAUAGUGGUGUCCUUGGGGCUCUCUCUUAACAUUGAUAUGAUACAGAAGAUUUAAAAUCAGCUGAUGUUCACAAGGAACAGAGUCACGUGAUGUAUGAAGGCAAACACAUACACUUCUCUGAGGUUGACAAUAAGCCCUUGUGCUCAUACAGCCCCAAACUGUGCAAGCAGAGGCGACUCAACGGCUACGCCUUCUGCAUCAGACACGUUCUGGAGGACAAGACUGCACCCUUCAAGCAAUGUGAAUAUGUGGCCAAGUAUAACAGCCAACGCUGCACCAACCCCAUCCCCAAAUCUGAGGACCGUAGGUACUGCAACAGCCACCUGCAGGUACUUGGCUUUAUACCGAAAAAGGAGAGGAAGAAAAAGAAUGAUCCCAUAGAGGAGGUAAAGGUCAGGCAUCAGAUGGAUGCUAUGGCCUUCAGUCUGACAGUGCCCACCCUGGCCUUGAAGAUGCCCAAUGGAUUGGAUGGGAUGUCCCUCUCCCCUCCAGGGGCUAGGCUUCCUCUCCACUACCUGGAGGCAGAAUUAGAAGACCCCUUUGCUUUCAACGAGGAGGAUGAUGACCUAAAGAAAGGGGCGACGGUGAGGAAAAAGUUGCAGAGCAAGUUGGCUCAAAACCGGCAGCGCCAGAGAGAGACAGAGAUUUUAAAAGUUCGUCAAGAGCACUUUAGCCCCCUUCCUGCACCUUUGCAGCAGCAGCCUCUGCAGCAGCAGCAGCAGCACUCCCAUCUGCCACCUUCAGCAGCUUCGUUAAAGCCGACAGGGCUACCGCAGGGCAUCGUCUGCAAGUCACCUCAACCUCCCAACACCAGCCUACCAAUGCAGGGAGUGGCACCCACCACACACACUAUAGCACAAGCCCGGCAGUUGUCUACCAAGAGACCUCUGCCUCUCCUGCCACCCACAAGGGCUCCUGCCAUGGACCCUCCAAGGACUGAUCGAGUCCUCAUGAAAGCCACAGCCUUCUCUCCGCACUCGUCCUGCAUGAGCCGGCUACAGAGACUGGUGAAACUGUGCACUCGAAAGCAGCAACUGGACACUGACCUCUUUCCACAUUUAGGGCUGGAUUGGUCUGAAGACAGUGGAGAAGAGUUGGAAGACUCAGAGCAAACCUCCCCUUACCAGGUUGCGUGGGCUGUCCGAGAAAGCCUCGGCUACGAGAGGCAUGAGUCCGAGGACGACGGCGCAGAGGACAGGAGCUCCAGGGUGACCAGACUUUGCACUUACUUCCAGCAGAAGUACAAGCAGCUGUGCCGGCUGGAGCGGGCGGAGGCGCGGCAGCAGAGGUGCCGGCGCACGCUGCGCAGAGCCCUGCUGCAGGCUGCCAGCAGGGAGCCCGAGCGGGCCGGCCAGCUGCUC